This is a messenger RNA of Cuscuta campestris, 1268 nucleotides long. The record is from the annotation of a GenBank genome assembly. NCBI's taxonomy places the organism in Eukaryota, Viridiplantae, Streptophyta, Magnoliopsida, Solanales, Convolvulaceae.
AGGAGAACUUCAAUCUUCGCUACCACAGCAUUCUUGUUUCAGAAGAAAUCAAUGCAGCUAUCGCAUAGGGGAUAACUGGGGAAAAAAAAAAUGUCGGAUUCUGGGGGUGCCUUAGGUCACCCGCCGCCGGAUUCUCCCACACUCGAUUCAUCAGAGCAAGUCUACAUCUCUUCUUUGGCUCUCCUUAAGAUGCUCAAACACGGGAGAGCUGGUGUUCCGAUGGAAGUUAUGGGAUUGAUGUUGGGGGAAUUUGUGGAUGAGUACACUGUCCGGGUGGUCGACGUGUUUGCUAUGCCACAGAGUGGGACUGGUGUGAGUGUUGAAGCCGUGGAUCAUGUCUUCCAGACCAAUAUGCUUGACAUGCUUAAGCAAACGGGCAGGCCAGAGAUGGUUGUUGGUUGGUAUCAUUCACAUCCUGGUUUUGGCUGUUGGCUAUCAGGCGUGGACAUCAAUACUCAACAGAGUUUUGAAGCUUUGAACCAACGAGCGGUUGCCGUGGUGGUUGAUCCGAUACAAAGUGUUAAAGGGAAGGUUGUGAUUGAUGCCUUCCGUUUAAUCAGCCCACAAACGAUGAUGCUUGGACAAGAGCCGCGUCAGUCAACAUCAAACUUAGGGCAUCUAAACAAACCCUCUAUUCAAGCCUUGAUUCAUGGGCUGAAUCGGCACUAUUACUCCAUAGCAAUCAAUUACAGAAAGAACGAACUUGAAGAGAAGAUGCUACUGAAUCUUCACAAGAAGAAAUGGACAGAUGGGUUGACACUGCAGCGAUUUGAUUCCCACUCCAAAACCAAUGAGGAAACUGUCCAAGAAAUGCUAAACUUGGCAAUCAAAUAUAACAAAGCGGUGCAGGAAGAGGACGAGUUGCCUCCCGAAAAGCUGGCCAUUGCAAACGUGGGAAGACAAGACGCGAAGAAGCAUCUAGAAGAGCACGUUUCUAACUUGAUGUCUUCCAACAUCAUUCAAACUCUUGGAACCAUGCUUGACACUGUCGUCUUCUAGAAGUUCUAUGCGUCUUCUAGAAGCUCUAUGCUUUACCCUUGUCUGCAGAGAGCACAUACGUUUGGUUAUUUUCUCUUUUAUACUAACAUUUUUCCAUUUUCCAUGUUUGCGUGCACCCUUAUAUGCGCUCUUCGGUUUAAUUUAAGUGGUUUGUUGCGGUUUAAGAUAUUUGGUUGAGAUUAUUUUUUAUUCAAUUUAUUUAGGAAUUUAAAAAUAAAAAUUAUUCACUCCGUAUUUAAAAGUUACAUAAAUAAUUCUACGAGUCAAGG